AUGUACCUGGCAUUUCAAUAUGACGCAGCUGAAAACCGAGAGACCUUCUGCCAGCGGGCACCCAGCUUCCUUGACUACCUGCACAGCAUCCUGCAGAAGUACCCGGACAGAGGGCAGAUCCUCAAGGAGCUGGUGCAGAAUGCAGACGAUGCCGGCGCUAACGAGGUCGUGUUUGUGUCUGAUGAGCGGGAAUUCAACAUCACCGGAGGGGGCCUGGAGGGCUCCCAGGGCCCAGCUCUGUUGGCCUACAAUGACGCCGUGAUGUCGCCCCGGGACUGGACAGGGAUUCAGUGCCCAGGGGUGUCACACAAGCGGGAGGAUCCCCACAGCGUGGGACGCUUUGGCUUGGGCUUCACCUCUGUCUACCACCUCACCGACCUACCAGGUGUGCUGAGCCCCCCAUACUUGGGGGUGCUGGACCCCGAAUGCCAGGUGCUGCCUGGUGCUGGCAAGCGCUGGGACAUCUCCGAAGCCCAGGACCUUCCUGGCCUUUUCGAGCCCUUCUGGGCUGGGCUGGAAGCUGUGGGACAGCACCGUGCCUCAGCCCAGGGCACCCUCUUCCGCUUCCCCCUUCGCCAGCAACCCUCAGAAAUCGCUGCAGGGGUCUCCAAUGCUGAGCGCAUCUGCAACCUCAUGCAGACUUUCCUCACAGAGGCCCCUCUUGCCCUCCUCUUCCUCCGCCAUGUCCGCCGCGUGGCCCUGCACCGUGUGGCCCCUGACGGGGUCCAGACACUCAUGGGAACACUUGCGGCAUGCCCUCAGCCUCUCCCUGUCCCGGUGCCAUCGGAGGAUGAGGGGCUGAGUCUGGCGUGGUGCCUGGUGGCCCUGCACAGGGAUAGCGUGAGUACUGGCAGCGAGUGGCUGGUGGCCACAGGCAGGGCCACUGAGGGGCCAGUCGUGGCUCUGGGCACACGGCUGGGGUGCUGCCCUGAGCUGAGCCUGGCACACCCCCUCCACGGGGCCUGCCAAGGGCGGCUCUGCUGCUUCCUGCCACUGCCAGCCACUGAUGAGACAGCCACAGGGCUGCCCGUCCAUGCCAGCGCUCCCUUUGCCCUCUCCGAUGAUCGCCGCCACCUCCGCUGGCCCCAGGAGGGUGAGGAGGGUGAGGAAGAUGCCCGCUGGAAUGCUCUUCUGCUGCUCGACCUCCUGCCCCGGGUCUACAGCCACUUGGCUGCCAUGGCCGUGGCUCUGCCCAGUGCAGAUGCCUACAGCCUGUGGCCAGACCCCGAGUGCAUGCCGAGCUCUGGCCGUAUCCACAGCCUGAUGAGCCGUGUGUGCCAGGAGCUGGCGGCUGCCCCCGUCUUGCUGCCGGCCGCAGACGGGGCAGCGGGGCGGCUGCGGGCCCUCGAGGCUGUGCUGCUGCCAGAGGCUGUGGGUGAUGCAGCCACACGGCAGGCGAUUCAGGCCUUGCUGGUGGCCGCUGGGGAGCCGGUGGCCGAGGUCCCACCCCACGUGUGGAGGGCGCUGACUUUGGGGAUGCCGAAGGGUCUGCGGGAGGCCACGGCGGGACACGUGCGGGAGGUGCUGCGGCACCACGGGGCCGCAGAGCUCCCGGCUGCCGGCCGCCUCUCCCUGCUGCGCUACGUGGCCGGGGAUGGCUGCCAUGCUGAGCUCUGGGGCCUCCCUCUUCUGCCUCGCGCCGAUGGAACCUUAGUGGCCUUUGGAACUGCGUCAGCCGUUGUCUACAUGGACACAUCUGACUGCCCCAGGGAGCUCCUACCUGGCUUGGCCGGGUCCUUCCUGCCCUCAGACCUGGAGCCAGGCUUGGAGAGCCUCCUGCGAGGCAUUGCCAAGGAGGGUCUCUUCCCCAACCUGGUUCUGCUGGAUCCAGCUGUGACUGUACAGACCCUGCGCUUGGCUCUGCCCCCCACCUGGACAUCCCAGUCUUCAACCCCAGUGACAUGGUGCCCAGCCCAAGGCCCCCCCCAGCCCCCAGCCUCCUGGUUCCCAGCCCUGUGGCAAUUUCUGGCCCACCACAUGGAUGACUUGGGCCCUCUGGAGGGGCUCCCUCUCAUAGCCCUGUCCUCACUGGAUGCCCCCACUGUCCAUCUGGCUUCACUGACACCUGAAUCCAGUCUUAUCUUCCAGGUGUGGGAGGACCAGCUCCUGCCACUUGCUGUGGCCUCUGUGCUGGAGGUCCUGGGUUGCCCUGUGGUGCCACCAAGCGCGUGGCACCGCUCCCUGUCCCGCUAUGUCCUGCCUCCAUCCCCCCUCAAUGCCCUGCGGGCCCUGGGCAGGCAGGGGGCUGCAGCACUGGCCUCCCGCAUGGCCUCGCUUCCUGAUGCAGAUGUGCUCAUCCUCCGGCUCUACCUGGCAGACGUCCCAUCCCUGACAAAGCAGGACAUGGCCACUCUGGCUGCUCUGCCCCUCUUUCUGCCACUGCCCUGCCUGGCCACCCCACAGCCCUCGGAGCUGGUGCCAGCCGCUGCCACCCUGGCGCUGGAGCCAGAGCUGGAGCUGCCCCAAGACGUGGUGCUGCCGGAGGCCGUGUUGCGGUGCCGGGAUGAAGCUGACCGGCGGCUACUCGGGAGGCUCCAGAGGCCCUUCAUCAGUGCAGCCUGUGUGAUGCUGAAAGCCAUCAGAGCUGUGGCCCAAGGCGCAUAUGUGGGGCGAGCGGCUGAGACACAGGCUCUGCUGCUCUGGGUACUGCAGCACGGAGACACUGUCUUUGCACAGAGCUCCCCACUCCGGCAGGCCUGCAGCAAGCUGGCCUUCCUGGAGACCCCUGAUGGCCCCGCAUGCCCGCAAGACCUCUAUGACCCCUGUGACAGCACCUUGCAGGCCCUGCUGGGACCCGAGCGCUUUCCUCCUGCUGCCUUCCACACUCCGUCCGUCCUACGUGCCUUGAGGGCUGUGGGCUUGCGGCAUGGUGAGGGGUGCCUGCUGCCCUCAGACAUCCUGGCAGCUGCAGCAAAAGUCAGUCAGGGUGGCACGGCAGCUUUGGACAGGGCUGAGGCACUGAUCACAGUCUGCAACCACCCCAAGGCACUGGAUGGCUUCAGCGCUGCAGAGCUCAGGCAGCUCCAGGCCCCACCAUGGGUACCUCACUCCAAGUGCACAGGAGAGCUUGGGCAGCCCUUCCUGCCCCCCCGGGAGCUGCGAUCCAUGCAGUACCAAUCCCUGGUUGGGCUUGCCAUGCCCCUGACUGACGCCUUUGUGCCAGAGGCAGAGAAGAAGCUGGGGCUGAGCCAGACCCCACCGCCGGAGAGAGUGUGGGAGCAGCUGAGAAAGCUGGCGAGGCGCAGGGACAUGGAUGAGGUGGGUCCCGCUCUCCAGCCUAUCUACUGGCACAUGCAGGAAAACCUGAAGGCCUUUGGGACUGCCCCAGAUGGUGCCGUUGUGUGGACUGAGUCUGGGCUUGUCCUGCCACGUGAUGCAGUACUGGGCUAUCCUGAGAAGCUGGAGCUGGGGCUGCUGGUGCCCCGAGUGCCCCCUGACUUCCUGCCCUACAGCUACCUCUUCAGGGCUUGGGGGGUGGUGGACGGGGUGAGUGAGGAGAGGGCGGUGUCAGCCCUGCGCUCCCUGGGGCAGGACAUAGACAGGCGCGGCUCCAGAGCGGGCACUGCCACAGAGUUGCAGGUGGUUGUAGCUGUCCUGGAGUGGCUGAAGAGACGGGGCCACAAGGGCAAGGGCACUGUGCCAGUUCCUGUGAGGAUCCCACAGGGCUCAGGCUUUGCCCUCCGUCCAGCUGCCUCUGCCGUGUACCUGGACAUGGAGCUGGAGGAAGAGGAGGAUGUUCAAGAGGUGGUGCACGAGGCAGUGCCUUCCAGCACAGCCAUGUUCCUGGGCACGGAGUGUCUCAGCACGCAGGUGCUGGGCCCAGAGCCAUUCACAGCCUGUGGCCCCUCAGAGCCCAUCACCCUACGCCUCCGCAACAUCCUCUGGGAGUACGGCGAGGAGGGCGACCUCUUCCCAGAGAUGGUCCAGAAUGCAGAGGAUGCCAGUGCUGCUGUGUGCCGCUUCCUUCUGGACCUGCGGUGCCGCAGAAAGGCCACCUCUGGGCUGCUAGACCCAGGCAUGGCUGCCUGCCAUGGCCCAGCCCUCUGGGCCUACAACAAUGCCCUGUUCACAGAGGAUGACCUCCAGAACAUCACCCGGAUUGGGGCUGCCACAAAGGAGGGCCAGGCAGGCCGGAUCGGGCACUUUGGUCUGGGCUUCAGCUCUGUCUACCGUGUCACGGAUGUGCCAGCAGUGCUGAGUGGGGAGACACUGCUCAUCUUUGAUCCCAAUGGCACCCAUCUGGGCAAGCACAUCCCCAGGGCCGGCUCCCCUGGCAUCCGCCUGGACUUCUCCAGCCGGCCACGCAUCCUCCGUGUCUUUGCUGAGCAGUUCCAGCCCUACCAUGGAAUCUUUGGCUGCUGUCUGCCUGAGCCAGGACCCUUUCCAGGGAGCCUUUUCCGCUUGCCUUUUCGCACUGAAGAGGAAGCUGUGACAUCGCAGAUUUGCUCUGAGGCCUUUGGUACAGAGCGCAUCCAGUCCCUUGGGGCUGCUUUCCUUCGCUCUAACAGGCUCCUGCUGCUCUUCCUGAAGCACGUGAGGGAGCUAUCCCUGGAGAUGCUGCCGGACACAGCCACUUCUGCAGAGGAUACCAUGCCUCUGGCCACGCUGCAGCGAAAGGAGAUCCGAGACUUGGGGGCCCCUGGGGAUCCCCCAAGUUGGGCAGCCAUUGAGCAGCUCUCAGCCUGUGAGGAGGAAUCCAGGACAAUGUGGCAUUACCUGGUUUUGGUGUGUCAGGGUGAUGGGGAGUUGCUGGAACUGUUUCACCAGAACACACAGGCAGGACUCCAUCCUCCACUUCCCAUGGCUGGUGUGGCCCUUCCUCUUGCCCCUACCAAAGAUGGCAAGUGGGUGCCAAGUCUGGAUGAUGAGGAGGGGCAAGUUUUCUGCCACCUUCCCAUGCCGAUCAUCUCAGGGCUGCCAGUCCACCUGCAUGGGGCCUUCAGUAUCCUCUCAAAUCGCAAGGGGCUGUGGGACAUGGCAGAGCGGGGCAAGUGGAACCGGGUGCUGCUCCACAAUGCUGUGCCAAUGGCCUGGCUCUGGGCAAUGGACCAUCUCCGUGCCAUGCAUGAGGCAGACGAGUUGAAGAACUAUGAGUAUCAUCUCUUCUGGCCAGACAUUAGCACUGCCCGUUACCCCUGUACAGAGGCUGUGACUGGUUUCUACCAGGCUGUGGCAGCCAGGAGUGGCCCAAGGCUCUUUUCUGAUGGCCACUCCUGGUGUUCACUGCAGGACGCCUGCUUCCUGCACCAGACUGUGGAGAGACACCAUAAGCUGGGUACUGUGGCGCAGCGAGUCUUUGCCAUCACUGUGCCCCGUCCCCUGUUGGCUGUGGCCUUGCCUGGGAAGGUGCAGGAGGGCCUUGGGAAGGCGCUGGAUGCUGGAACCUAUGACUGGAACCGCUUUCUCUGUGAGCUUGUGCUUCCCAACUUGGAAAAUCUCCCUGAUGUUGACCGGAACCUGCUGCUGCUCCAUGCGCUGGAUAUGUCUCAUGAGGAUGUGGACAAAGUGCUGCAGACAGUGCCUUGCAUCCCUGUCACCCCUCAUGGCCACCUGCAGUUCAUCAAUCACCUGGUGCAUCCCAGAGGUCGCGCUGCCCCUUUAUACAGCCCUGAGGAUGAGCGCUUCCCCGCUGGGAACGCCUUUCUUUCCCUGGAGAGACUAAGCCAACUGGAGAGGCUGGGCAUGGUGAAGGACACCAUAGCCCUGCCAGAGCUGCUGGAGAGGGCAAUGACCGUGCAACUUGUCUGGACCAAGAAUCGUGCCCAGGGCUGCCAGAGGGCUGCUUGCAUCCUCGAGUUACUUCAGGAUGCAGUGAAGAAGAGAAGAAACGACACCCUGCAGGCCACUUUCCAGACUGUGCCCUUCCUCCCUGCUGUACUACGCAAUGGUGAGCCUGUGCUGCUGCCAGCUGCCCAGCUCUACCAUCACCUCCAUGAGCCACUAGUGGGACUCAUCCAGCCUAUCUUGGCUCCUAAAAUCUUCAGCCUCUCCAAGGAGGUAGCAUCCUUCUUGGGGCUGGACCGGCAGAUACCAUCAGCUCAGGUCCUUGAGCAGCUGCGAGCACUCAGACAUUUCUCCAACACUCUCCCUUUGGAGACCCUGCAGUACAGCACCAACUGCUGCUACAAGCAGCUGAACAUGCUGCUCCGGGAACAUCACUCCAGCUGGGAUGAGGUGGCUUCUGCAGUGGACCCCAGGGAGCCCUUCAUCUUGAUGGGCUCCCAUUUUGUGCCAGUCACAGCUGUGGCCGAGACACUGUCAUUUGAGGCUGCCCCAUACCUUCAUCAGCUCCAAGAGCAGUACAAGCCCUACAGAGAGCUCUGGGAGUGUGUAGGGCUGCGCCACACGUUCACCUGGGAUGAUUAUGCCCGAGUGCUCUGCACCCUGGCAAAGACACAUGCUGGAAAGACGCUGCCUGCUGCGGAGCUGGAUCUGGCCCUGCGGCUGGUGUCUUGUGGCUUGAUGGAAGAUGGCACCCAGCCAGAUGCCUGCCAGACCCAGCAACUCUUUCUGCCUGAUGAGGAGGGCAUUUUGCACCCAUGGGACAAGCUCUACUUCAAUGAUGCACCAUGGAUGCCAUUGGACAGAGAUGUCCUGCUGUGCCAUAAACAGCUGUCCCGAGAUGCAGCCCUGUGCUGUGGGGUGGCCACCACACGCCACCAAGCACUGGAGAGGAGUGAAAUCAUCACUGAUCACCUGAGCCUCUGGGCACAGCCAUUUGGUGCCCACGAAGAUUUGCCAACACGACUGAAGAACAUCUUGAAGGAGUACUCUGAGUCCGCUCCUGAUACGGUGAAGGAGGUGCUCCACAAUGCAGAUGAUGCUGGUGCGGGGCUUGUGCACUUUGUGUGGGACCACCGGCAGCACCCAGCGAAGGCCACUUUUAGUGAGAAAUGGAACAUCCUGCAGGGCCCUGCCCUCUGCAUCUACAACGACCGCCCCUUCCGGGAGCAGGACAUUGAAGGCAUUCAGCGUCUGGGGGUGGGUGGCAAGCAAGACCAGCAGGAUGUCACAGGCAAAUAUGGCCUUGGCUUCAACACUGUCUACCAUUUUACUGACUGCCCAGCCUUCCUGACCGGAGACAGUACCCUGUGUGUCUCUGAUCCCCAUCUCUACUACAUGCCCACGGCCACAACUGCGAAGCCUGGUAGCAUGUUUGCUGUUGACACUGACUUCAAGAAGAAUUUUCCAGACAUUUAUGACACCUUCCUACCAUCCUUCUUCAACCUGAAACAAGGCGUCCUUUUCCGGCUGCCGUUCCGCACUGCAGCUGAGGCUGCCAAGUCCAGGGUGUCUGACAUGGUGGUGCGAGACCAAGACCUCAAGAACAUGGAAGAAACACUGGCUAAGGAAGGUGAGGACUUGGUGCUCUUCCUCCAGCAUGUACACACCGUCAUCUUCUCUGAGAUCCCCCCAGAUGGGAAAGAGUUGGUGGAGAAGCUGCAGGUGACCACAGAGCUCACGGAGGAUGAUGCAAAGUUGAGACAGGGUUCAAGAUUAAGCAAAGCCAUGGAUGGGAACAGCCCCACCCCUCUCUCCUAUACCAUGAAAGUCAAAAAUAGCAGGGCCAAGACCACAAAUUUGUGGAGGGUGAUCUCCCAAACUGGGGUGCAGGGUGGGGCUGAGGAGUUUCCGGUGCUUAAAUGGCUGCCCUGUGGGGCUGUGGCUGCCUGCCUGGAGCCUCUGAACCGAGCCAUGGGCAGAGCCUUCUGCACCUUCCCACUGCCCUUGAUCACUGGGCUGCCUGUGCACAUCAAUGCUAACUUCUCUGUGGAUGUGGCCAGGUGCAGUCUCCACUGGGACAAAGGUGGCACAGGGGCAGCCUAGAAUGACUUCUUGCUCUGGCGCUUGGUGGUUCCACUAUACUGUUACUUUCUCACCAGGCAGUGGAAAGCCCUGGAGCCAGAAAAGCUCCAGUAUAGGUCCCUGAAAUUCUGCCAGCAGCACCUGGACUCUCACUUCCUCCAGUUUUUCCCUGUUAUGAAAAGGGUCUUACCUAUCUUCCAGGACAUGGUGAGAGAGGUCUACAAGCAGAUCAGUCAUGCACGACUGCCCCUGGUGCCUGUGUACCACAGGAAGUCAUCUGACGCGGUGACAAUAACCUGGGCAUCUCCAGGUGGAGGGGACAUGCUAACAGAGCCAUACUUCCUCAAGGAGAAGCCUCAGCCAGAAGUCCAGGAAGUGCUGCAGCAACUGAACAUGAAACUGGUUCCAGCAUUCACCCACCUGCAGCAGAUCCGUGAGGAGUUCAUUGAAGCCCAGGUGAACGCUGUGGUCUUAGGGCCAGCCUCUCUCCAGCGCUUCCUCAAGGCCCUGGCUCUGCCUGUGCCCUGCAAGCUGGCUGAGACACCCCUGAGGACCCCAAAGAGCUGCUUCUACCUGCUGCAAUACUUAACAGGAUGGAACAGGCACUCCCAAGGUACUCACAAGGAUGGGGACAAGGCAGACCUGGAAGGCCUGCCCUUGCUGGCCACAGAAGAUGGUCUUCUGAAUGCUUUCAGCAUCCACCACCCUGUCUUCAAGAACUCCUUUGCCCACCUGUUCCCCAAGCACAGCCACCGUUUUGCCCAAGAGUGUAUUUCUGAAUGGAUCCCACCUUGCUUUGUGAAGGAGUUUGACCUCCCAGAGGCCACACCACUCAUCCAGGAGGUAUUGUGUCAGCUGGAGUGGACCACUGAGGGGAAAAAGUGGCUCAAGGGGCUGUGGACUUUCUUUGACAGGAUGGUCCCCUCCAGGACUUCAAACAUGAACAUGAAGUCAUUCAUGAAUCAUCUCCAGAAUAUGGCAGUGCUGCCUAUUCAGGGGAGUAAGACAGACUCGAAGCACCUACUGCCACUAUCUCUUUUUGAGUGUCACUCUAAAGUGGAAAAGGUGCUGCACAAACUGGGCAUCCCUGUGCUCCAGCAGUCCCUGCUGCCCUGGAGUUUUGCCUACUGUUGCCUGAAGCCGUGGGCACUGCAGGUCACAGAUCCCAGGGCUGUAGUGGCCCAUCUGGCAGACACAAGAGCUGAUCUCUGCUGGGGGGAUUUAGGGGAGCAGGACAUGUCAGCCCUGCUAAGGUUUGUCCAGGAGGGAAAGCUGGAUUCACGUGCACUGGAGCAGCUCCGGUAUCUGCCUCUCUUCCAGAAGUUUGGGGGGGGCUAUGUCGCUGUGGCUCCCUACUGCCUCUUCCAAUAAAUUUGCUGGACUUUGCACUGCAGAAGAGCCUCCCCUGCCUCCUUUACUCAGUCCUCAUCUCUCCUCCAAGGGGUCUUUGCUCCUGGGCAUCUGGCUCAGAGGUUCUGGCUCAGGCAGGACCCCAGCCUGGCCAGUUCCCCACUCUUGCCACUGGCCCUGGGACAUUGCAGAGCUAGCCAGGGCUCCAGAGGAGAGUGGUAUCUUCCCAUGGAAAAGCACUUGAAACCUCUUUCAAGAACUCACCACCACAGUUUGGAUGCUACCUUCUAUAUUGACUAUGACCAAGAAUUGCUGAAAAAUUGCUUCAUCUGGUGUGUGGACCCAUGUUGUCCCAGAUCUAUAUAACAACUAUUCAAGCCAAGUUCUCUUAUAGAAGCAUGUCAGAUAUUUGCUCCUCCCCUCCUUGACACUUCACUAACUACUGGCAGGAGCUUUAUAAAUACAUUCAGACGAACAUGAGAUUUUUUUUUACAGCAAACCCAAGAACGUAAUGAAUUUUUAUAGUUACUAGGAAAGGACUGAUUAAAGUGGAAUUAGAUGUCUCAUAAAAAAAUCCAUCCCAACCCAACCUACAACUCUGGGAGAAGGUGACAUUAGCUGGCUUUUGCCAGGGGUUGUAACCUCCAGUUAUGCUGUCUGCCCUCAGAGGCAGCCACAUUUGU
Messenger RNA from Vidua chalybeata, 9839 nucleotides. Its product is annotated as sacsin-like. NCBI's taxonomy places the organism in Eukaryota, Metazoa, Chordata, Aves, Passeriformes, Viduidae. Gene Ontology annotation, molecular function: Hsp70 protein binding. The record is from RefSeq and is a predicted model, not a curated record.